Hibiscus syriacus is the source of this 1122-nucleotide messenger RNA. Its product is annotated as transcription repressor OFP7-like. Bases 73 to 1122 code for a protein of 349 amino acids. NCBI's taxonomy places the organism in Eukaryota, Viridiplantae, Streptophyta, Magnoliopsida, Malvales, Malvaceae. The transcript has a single exon. Gene Ontology annotation, biological process: negative regulation of DNA-templated transcription. The record is from RefSeq and is a predicted model, not a curated record.
CUGGACAAAUGCAUCUCUAUAUCGCUCCAAGACAAACCUAAACAGUGAGCUAACAGAACAUAAUUUACGAGCAUGAAAAUGGCGAAACGCUUCAAGCUUAAGCUAUCCCGAGUCUUCACUUCGUUCCAAUCUUACAGUUCAAAAUACCCUUCUAAUCUCCCAUUAAAUCCUGUCCCUUCAUUCUUCAGACUUCCUUCAGUUAAACGAAACCUUAUCACCCGCCACAUACUACCACAACCGACGUCGUCAAAGCUGCCUCAUUACUCUUCCCUAAAACGACACGUUUCCUGCGCGUUUUCGUCCUUCGGCUGCUGCCUCGGGUCAAGAUCGUCCUCAAAGUACUUGUCUGAAACUGACCGCAGUGGAUCACCGCCGGCGUCGACAUUGGAGUUCCACUGGGAAAAAGAAGACAGUUGGCACGUUAUUGCUAAAGUUUACGGCGAUGAUGAAACCCCUCGUCGCAAAAUCUACAAUAGCUCUGAAAAAGACGACGGUUUAUUUCCACCUCCACCGCCUCCGAACACGGUGAAGAAAAAACGACGAUACAGAAAGAAGAAAACGACGCCGAAAAUCCGGAUAAGCACCUCGUCGGCCGACAGCGGAUUGUUUAGCAGCGAAAGCUUUGAAGACGAUGAUAUUAAUAACGAAGAAACGGAAACCCUAGUCUCUUCUUCGAGGAGCUUCUCCUUUGAUUCCUUCUCAGAGAUGUUCAAUGCCAACUUACAAGCCAUACUCGAAACAAAGCCUACGAGGCAAAACAAGAAGAAAUCCAAGACGGUAAAGAAGGCAAAAAGGUACGCUUCGGAGAGCGAUUCGCCGGCGAGGUUGUCGAGCUUUCUGCAACGGAUGAUACCGUGCACGGUGGACAGUAAAGUGAGGGAGAGUUUCGCCGUGGUGAAGAAAUCGGAGGAUCCGUACGAGGAUUUUAAGAGGUCGAUGGUGGAUAUGAUAUUAGAGAAGCAAAUGUUUGAAGAAAAAGAUUUAGAACAGCUACUGCAUUGUUUCUUGUCUUUGAAUUCUAGGCAUCAUCAUGGGGUCAUUGUUCAGGCCUUUUCUGAGAUUUGGGAGGCUUUGUUUUCUCGAAGAUCAACUGAUUUUCGAGUUUCUUGUGCUUUUGAUUAA